Balaenoptera acutorostrata (minke whale) is the source of this 385-nucleotide messenger RNA. Its product is annotated as metallothionein-1E-like. Gene Ontology annotation, molecular function: metal ion binding. Bases 61 to 246 code for a protein of 61 amino acids. Lineage: Eukaryota; Metazoa; Chordata; Mammalia; Artiodactyla; Balaenopteridae. The record is from RefSeq and is a predicted model, not a curated record. The transcript is spliced from 3 exons.
CCGGACCAGUGAAGCCGCUUCGCCCCUCGCUUUGGACCUCGGGCCUCACUCCUCCUCCAGAUGGACCCCAAGUGCUCCUGCCCCACUGGCGGCUCCUGCAGCUGCGCUGGCUCCUGCACCUGCAAAGCCUGCAGAUGCACCUCCUGCAAGAAGAGCUGCUGCUCCUGCUGCCCCGUGGGCUGCGCCAAGUGUGCCCAGGGCUGCGUCUGCAAAGGGGCCUCGGACAAGUGCAGCUGCUGUGCCUGAUGUCGCGGAGAGCCUGCCCCGGGUGGCAACAGAGCAACCAGGACGAACCUGCAUUUUACCGUUUUUCAUACAACCGGACCUGACGCUACAUUCCUUUUUCUAUGAAAUAUGUGAGCUGUAAUAAAAGUUGUUGACUUCA